Delphinapterus leucas (beluga whale) is the source of this 3369-nucleotide messenger RNA. The record is from RefSeq and is a predicted model, not a curated record. NCBI's taxonomy places the organism in Eukaryota, Metazoa, Chordata, Mammalia, Artiodactyla, Monodontidae.
GUCAACUAACCAACUAAAGAUAAUCACUGCUGACUAACAUUUGGGUGAUAACAUGAUUUUCCCUGGCAGGGAUCACGCUCUCAUUUUUAACUAUUUUGACAUGUUCUGAGUGCCAGGCCUGGUGAGAGGUGUCAGGGACAGGGCUGCCAAUGUUAGCAAAGCACCUACUAGGUGUCAGCCCCAUGCUGGGCUCUCUGCAAAUCAUUCCCAUCAGCAAGACUCCCAAGUGAUGGAAAAGCCUGGCCCGUAUACAGACGGUCCCCAUGCCCUUCUCCAGGGCAGGGGCCAGACACUAGGAGCCCUGCUGUUGCCACCACCCUGACCAGGGUCCUGUCCAGCUCCUCCUCCAACCUUGGGGAAGUCCCUGAACCUCUUUGAGCUUCAGUGUCCUCAUCUUUACAUGGGGAUUAUCCUGGUCCCUCUGAUAGACGUGCUGUGGGGACUAAGCCCAUGAGGAACAGUGGGGGCUCACUGUUAGAUACAGCUGUGGCCCCACCACCUGCCGGCCAUCUGAGACUCCAAGCCACAGGACCAGGAGGCUGGGAGGGACCACAGAGCCUAUGCCCCUAUUAUACUGAUGGAGAGACUGAGGCCAGGGGAGCUAAAGCACCUGUGCAAUGUCACCCAGCCAAGGCGGGCUUAGGACCUGAGUUUGGUGGUUCUCAGGCCUGGCCAGUGUCUGCACACCUGCGGGUGAGGGGGAAGCUGGCCUGGAAGGAACAUAGGGAAGGGGAGGGGAGGUCCCCUGAGCCCCCUAGGACCGAGCAAGUGUCCUCUUUGCCUGAGUCAGAACGUGGCCUCGUCUCAAACAGCCCUGAGUCUGAGUGUAUCUGUUGUAUGACCUUGAACACAUCCCUCUCCCCGCUCCCCCUCCUCCAUCUUCUCAUCUGUAAAACGGGACCAGCCAGGUGGUCCUGAGAAGUCAAAGGAAGAGCUUAGCGAGAAGCUGCUGCAGUCACUGUCGCCACGAUCCUUCCCGUGCUCUGCUCUCCCCCUUCCUCCUGCCCCUCCUCCUCGGCCCCAGCCCCUCCUGGGUCAAACUUUAGCCUGAUGGAAUCCAGGCUGUGUGCCAGGAUACGUGGACCCUGGGCUGGCAGGUGGGCGAGUCCAGGCUGCUGGAGUGGGAGGAGCUGAGCGGGGCGGCGGGAGACCCCGCCCCCCUGUCUUGUCUGGGAGCCCUGCUCUCCGCCUCCCGCCUGGAGGAGUGGGCACCAAGGCUAUGGCCCCAGAGAAGCUGCCUCCCGGGCAGGCCCAGGCUUCUGGGCCUCCACCACUGACCCUCUGUUUGUUCUGUCUUCAGCUCGUCAUGACCAAACAGCUGCAGGCUCGAAGGCUGGAUGGGAUCGACCACAACCCAUGGGUGGAGUUUGUCAAACUGGCCAGUGAGGCUGAUGUCGUGAACUUGGGCCAAGGCUUCCCAGACUUCCCACCCCCAGACUUCGCCGUGGAAGCCUUUCAGCACGCCGUCAGUGGGGACUUCAUGCUCAACCAGUACACGAAGGCAUUUGGUUAUCCACCCCUGACGAAGAUCCUGGCCAGUUUCUUCGGGAAGUUGCUGGGACAGGACAUAGACCCACUCAAGAACGUGCUGGUGACUGUGGGUGCCUAUGGGGCCCUGUUCACAGCCUUCCAGGCCCUGGUGGACGAAGGAGACGAGGUCAUCAUCAUCGAGCCCUUUUUUGACUGUUAUGAGCCCAUGACAUUGAUGGCAGGGGGUCGCCCUGUGUUUGUGUCCCUGAAGCCGAGCCCCAACCAGGAUGGGGAACUGGAUUCCAGCAGCAGCUGGCAGCUGGACCCCACGGAGCUGGCCAGCAAGUUCACGUCUCGCACUAAAGCCCUUAUCCUCAACACACCCAACAACCCCCUGGGAAAGGUGUUCUCCAGGGCAGAACUGGAGCUGGUGGCCAGCCUGUGCCAGCAGCAUGACGUGGUGUGUAUCACCGACGAGGUCUACCAGUGGCUGGUCUACGACGGGUGCCAGCACGUCAGCAUCGCCACCCUCCCUGGCAUGUGGGAACGCACCCUGACCAUUGGCAGCGCUGGCAAGACCUUUAGCGCCACAGGCUGGAAGGUGGGCUGGGUCCUAGGCCCGGACAGUCUCCUGAAGCACCUGCGCACCAUGCACCAGAACUCCAUCUUCCACUGUCCCACACAGGCCCAGGCUGCAGUAGCCCAGAGCUUUGAGCGGGAGCAACUGCACUUCGGCCAACCCAGCAGCUACUUUGUGCAGCUCCCACAGGCCAUACAGCGCUGCCGUGACCACAUGAUACAGAGCCUGAAGUCUGUAGGCCUGAGGCCCGUGAUCCCCCAGGGCAGCUACUUCCUCAUCACAGACAUCUCGGAAUUCAAGAGCAAGAUGCCCAACUUGCCCGGAGCUGCAGAUGAGCCCUACGACAGACGCUUUGUCAAGUGGAUGAUCAAGAACAAGGGCUUGAUGGCCAUCCCGGUCUCCAUCUUCUGCAGCGUGCCACAUCAGAAGCUCUUUGACCACUAUAUCCGCUUCUGUUUCAUGAAGGUAAAGGACAGGCCUGGGGGAGGGAAGACCUCCUCAAGCCUCCCCAUGCCUCCUGCGGGUGUGGGGAGAGGGGUAGGACCAAUCUGUGUUGGUGCAGGAUGAAUCCACGCUCCAGGCCAUGGACAAGAAGCUACAGAAGUGGAAGGAUGAGCUUAGGCCCUGACAUCACCCCCUGGGCCCUGCACUGCCUGCUCCCUGACACUCUGCAGGGCUCUGUCUUUGUCCAGGUUUCAGCCAUUCCCAGGUUGGGGGUAGAUGGUACUGGAGGAUCUCUUCUCUGUAACACAGAAUAACCUCAGGGAAGAGCCCCCCUUUUGGUCUUGGGAUAGUCAGGAGCACUUCCCCAUGGUGCAUAGCUGUGUUCCUGUUGCAGAGGUGAAGGAGGCCUGACCAGGGCCUCUCCCUGGUCCUCCCUGUGCUGGGCUAUAUGGUCUUGGGUCCCCUCUGGCCUCCCCAGACUCAGCUGGGACUCAGAGGGCAGAGUUCAAUAGUGUACUGACCUUGGGUCUCAGCACUGGCCCCAGCCUUGCACUGGCCCCAGCCUUGCGUUGUCCCCAGCCAGGCCUCAGGCAUCCCUCCCUUUCCUUAUCUAAGCUUGAUUUUGGAAAGUUGCCCUUAGGCUUGACUGUUCAAGCCAGUACUUUUGCCCAUAAUAAAGUUUUAAGUUAUUCAAACUGUUAUUGGCUGCUUCUCUCUGCUUCACACCCUGGUGCUGAUUGCAGAUGGGGGCUUAGUCAGAAUGGAAGGCAGCUCCCACCUCCCUGAACCUCAGAUCCUAGACUCUCUUUGUACAAAUGUGUUUUGAGGCCCAAAGAAGGGCAGGGACUUGGACCUUGUCUGAGGCCACCCAGUUA